GAAAGUGGCGGAGAGUGUCUCUCUCAUGAAGCUCUGUUUUUGAUCAAAAACCUACAUUUUGAUCAAAUUUGUUCAAUUUUCUCUACGUGUUCGGAAAAUUUUGUAACCGUGUUACAAGCAGCCACUUCAUCUCUCUGCGUCACUUCGCCUGUUGAAAUUAGUUAAGAAUUAUAUAGGUUACCACUUCAUCAUGAAUUUCACCUGUUUUUCUGGUCUGGGCCAUGGGCCCGCACGCCACGCACCGUUGUAAGGACUGCCUCAGCGGGCGCAUCAUGUCCGGCGGGCAGGCAGGCCGCUCCUCGUCCAGCUCCGGCUUCCCCGGCUUCGGCGACGACAUGGCCGACAUGGCCCAGCUGCACAACGGCGGCCCCGACGGCCCCCAGGCGCCCGGCGGCGGCGGCCCGAGCGGCCCGGGCAGGGAAGUCCCCUUCAAGCGUGCCAAGCGCUGCAAGCCGUACGAAAGGCCCUCGUCUGUCUCUAGGAACGCAGCCCUCGACCGCGAGCGACAAGUCAUGUCUAUGCCAUGGUUUGGAAUGGAUAUUGGUGGCACCCUAGCAAAGUUGGUCUACUUUGAACCCAAAGACAUCACACCUGAUGAAGCAAACUCAGAAAUUGAAACUCUAAAAAACAUUAGAAGGUACUUAACUAAAAACUCCGCCUAUGGCAAAACAGGUCACAGAGACAUGCACUUGCAGAUGGACAAUGUUGAGGUGAGAGGAAGGAAAGGCACACUUCAUUUUAUACGUUUCCCAACAAGUGAAAUGGGUAAUUUCUUGGAACUUGCCAAAUCAAAGGGCAUGGCUACUCUCGUAACUACAGUGUGUGCUACUGGAGGUGGCGCGUUCAAGUUUGAAGACUCAUUUCAGAGGGAAGUCAACAUGAAACUCAUGAAAUUUGAUGAAUUGGAUUCCCUUAUAAGAGGUAUACUGUACAUUGAAACAAAUAACCCCACCGAGUGCUACUAUUUUGCUGAUCCGACAUCAGAUGACCACUGUCAAAAAGUUCCCUAUGAUCUAUCGAACCCUUAUCCUUUCUUGCUUGUCAACAUUGGAUCUGGCGUAAGUGUGUUGGCUGUGCACGGACCAAAUAAAUACAAAAGAAUAACUGGAACAAGCCUUGGCGGUGGUACCUUCCUUGGUUUAUGCUGCCUUCUUACUGGAUGCAAUACUUUUGAGGAAGCCAUUGAGUUAGCUACUGGAGGUGAUAACACAAAAGUGGACAAACUUGUGCGAGAUAUUUAUGGAGGCGACUACGGAAAAAUGGGUUUGCCUGGAGAUCUUGUUGCAAGCAGUUUUAUGGGUAUGUGCAGCUUUGGCCAGAUGAAUACCAAGGAAAGACGUGCCAAUGUAUCUCGAGAGGACCUCGCCAGGGCGACUCUAGUCACCAUCACCAACAACAUUGGUUCAAUAGCAAGAAUGUGUGCGUCCAAUGAAAAGAUUCACAAUGUGGUCUUUGUCGGUAACUUUUUACGAGUAAACCCUAUCUCCCUAAAGCUCUUGGCUCAUGCAAUGGAGUACUGGUCCAAUGGAACCCUAAAAGCCCUGUUCCUUGAACAUGAGGGCUACUUUGGUGCAGUUGGAUGUUUACUUGGCUUCAAUGGCUUCCUCAGCUGAAGUUGCCCAAGUGUUCCCUGGCUUCAUACCUAAGCACAUUCCUCAUUUUGUGUACCUGCCUUCUGUGGAUUUCAAGAAAGUGAAUUCGAGUUCCUCUUGUCCUCUCUUGAGAACAGGGAAGCAUGGGUUGUAUUGCUUUUGUCAUGAAGCAGGAGACAGGGAUAUCUCUCUUCUGCAAUGCAGUUGAUAAUUAAAUUAUUUCAUUAUUAUUAUUAAAAGAAGUGCUUUGUGUGUUUUACAAAUUAAGGUUGGGCACAAAUUUGGUUACAUUUUCAGUUUCUUUCAUUUUCUUAUCUUUCAACUGAUUGGUAUCAAAACAAAUUUAAACCGGAUGAGAAUACAUAGCGUGGUUCUUCACAUUUGCACCUUCGAAUUAAAGAGAAUAUAUGUCAAUGUUCUCCACUCCCUCGAUUGUAGUUGUCCUGAUCAGCGAUUCCACCAGGAACUAGAUGAAUUUCCAUUAUAGAUCUCUCAACUGCCCUGCAUUCUUGUCAACUCCUCCAUUUUUUUUCUGCCCCUCGACCUUAUUUAUAAUAGUCCUUUUGUCAUUGUUUUUGAGCACUUCUUGUAAAAAUGUCAGUUUUGAUUUAUUCAUUGGGAGAAAAGCAAAUAAUUUCGUUCUUAAGUGAGGUAAUUUUAUGUUAGUGCAAAUGGACUCUGUGCCAUUACAUUGCUCUAAGUUUCUUUUAUUUUUGCUUGUUUUUGGUUGGUUUGCCAUGUCACAUGUGUGGAUAUUAUCACUGUAAAUUAAAUUGUAUAAAGUGUAAAUUUGGUACAGUUCGUUUAUGUCUUGUAAGGAGUUUGGAUUGAAAGAGUUUGUAAUUUCUGAGGACUUAACAAAUAGAUGAACUUAUGUAUAAGUUUCUUUAAAGCUGUUACCUGUUACAAAUUUUAAUUAUGACUAUGUUUCCUCUCUCCUACAAUGUUAAAAGUUGAUUUAAUUCUGACUGGAUGUGAGUAGUUCUGAAGCUACCCCUUCAGCCAAAAGCAUUGCAAUGUGUGUAACUUUGAUUGUGAUCAGUACCAGUAUUUUAAUCUUGUUUGGCACAAAAUAGAGCAUUUUUAAGUGUUUGUUAAAAGUCAGUAACAUGUGUAUUUGUUCCCUUUGUACUUACUUUGAUCAGGUACAUAGGGCAGAGUAGAUUACAGUUCUGGACAUCAUCAAACACGGUUUGCUUGUGUGGUCAUCUUGAAAACCUUUCUUUCCCUCCAGAAGUCUUCUUAGAAUGUUUCUUCUCUGCACAAUAUUUUGCCACUCUUGAGUCAAAGGUUAGGGUUUUUAUUUCAGCUCAAAAGAUUUUUUUACUUCUUGCUGGCAAGAGGUUUAAUUUAUGACUUGAAAGCUGAAAGACUGACUAUAAUUUUAUAGGUAAAAUAGGAGAGAUGCUCUUUAAAGUUGAUAGUUGAAAUUGUGUGAUUAAACUAAAAAAGAAAGGAUUAAGAUGAUUACCAAUUCAAGUGAUCUUUCAUUCCCAAAUCGUCCAAUAGUUUUGCCUCAAAAUAUAAUAACUUGUUUAUCUCAUAGUAAGGGAAGAAUGUUCAGACAUGCAGGUUGAAAUCGGUUGUCUUUUAAAUGUGACAUUAUUGAAUGUGUCUUAUGUUAUAUACUUCUAAACAAAAUGGGUCGUAAUAUUGUUAAUAUUAUGAAUGUGGUUUCAAAUGUUCAUUGCAGCUUGUAUUCUUUUGCAGGCUCUGUACCAAAGUUCUCUAUCAAAGGUCAUAUUGCUGGCCAGAUGGUGUUUGGAAUAUGCUUUACUUUAGUGAAUAUUUCUAUAUAGGAAACUAUAUGUUGUGAAGUGGAGGAUGUUGAAUUUUCUUGUCACCGAGACCAAAUCAUGGCUACCCAUCUAUUUCUAGAUUUCUUUGUCAAACAAUGUAACUUUGAUUGAUUCCACUGUCUUGAGUGCCAUGUAGCUGUUGAAUUUACUUGAUGAGAAGAACAAAGGACCCUGUGCAUGUGCACAAUGUAGUUAUUAUAAUGAUGUGUAUAUUGUUAGAAAGUUAGAAAUGUGCUUAGAAACUUCAUCAUGGUCAGACCUUAUCAUCUUAGCCUAAUUUUAUUUACACAGGAGUCUGUUGAACCCUAAAACAUAUCGAAAAUGUUUGUCAUGUUUUAAGCUGUGAUUCUUGAGCUCUGUAUUGGAGUGCCCAGUUGAUGUUGCCGACCUUUUUGUUUAUUCCAAUUUUGUCUGUUAUUCAUGAGACUGUAGAAAGUGCUAUAAAAUAUUUUUAUUAUUUCAUAUUUUUGUUUCAUUCUCAAUGGGACCUUGUAAUUGACCGGGAUUUUUUUUUUGUAAUUAUUAGUACUGUCUGAUUCAAGUGGCUACUAGAUAGAGUUGCAUUUCUUAGGAAAUAUUAAUUUUAUCAGAGCAUUCUCACUGUUGUUACUUUCAUUGCUCAUAUACAAUCCAUUUGCCAUAACUGAGAUCAAACCUGGCCCUGGCAAGGAUCAGAAUUUGGCUGGUAUUUUAUUCUGGCCUUCUCAUCUUUUACCAGUCAAUAUACCAUUUGGAAAAGAGUACAGUUUUUUGAUUGGUGCUGUAAGUCUGGUGUGUAACUGAUUAUUGCAUCAAUGGCUUUUUGAAGUUGUAUUUAUUUAUUGUUUUGUAAAGCUUAAGCCUAAGAUCAAGCAGUUGCCUACAUACCUAAUUUUUAUGAGGUAAACAUUAAGUGCAAUACUUAUGUGAUUAUUCAUGUCUAACCCUGAUAUGGGUUAAAGGAAAAGCUACUUUCCUUCUUUUAUCUUGUGCUGUAUAUUGCAUUGGAAAAAAAACUUUGUUAUCCCAUGUGUUGGGUUUUUAAUAUAGUUGUUGUUAUUGUCCAGGUGUGAGAAGGACAAAGCUAUUUUACAAUAAACCACAAUAUUCCAAUUUG
Molecule: messenger RNA, 4487 nt
Organism: Thrips palmi
Lineage: Eukaryota; Metazoa; Arthropoda; Insecta; Thysanoptera; Thripidae
Gene: fbl
Product: pantothenate kinase 3
Exons: 11
Coding region: 222-1613 (463 amino acids)
Biological process (GO): coenzyme A biosynthetic process
Cellular component (GO): nucleus; cytosol
Molecular function (GO): ATP binding; pantothenate kinase activity
Source: RefSeq, a predicted model, not a curated record